AACAUACGACAAUGCACUCACUUUUUGGAGUGCAUUAACGUGCAAUCAAUGUCAACCUUUCCAAAAUAAUCAAAACGGAUAUGGCGUUGCAAACUUAAAUGUUUGGUUUUUAGAACUUUAUUGUGUGUGUCGUGGUAUUUUUGGAAAUUAAAGGAUGGCGCAGUGUGACAAGUGCGAAAAAUGGCUUCAUGAAAUGUGUGAAAACAUACCAAACAUCGUUUUUAAGAAAUCCAACCAAAAUUGGUAUCGCAAAAAGAAGUGUUAGUCUUUUUAAUUUUAUCUUAUCUCUUAAAAAAAAUAAACAAACGAAAGUGUUUAUUCCAUUCCGCGUGGGUGUUCAAGCUGUAGGGGCAUAGUCUGUUAGAUAUUCGGAACAACACGCGCGAACUCGUCUAAAAUAUUGUUUUUAUGAACCUCCAACCUAGCACUUGUUAUUAGAGUUUCCCGUUAAUCCUGUACAUAUGUCGACAGAUCAGGCAGGAUUUCCCGUUUACUCCAUCCAUCUUCCAAGAACAUCAGCAGGAAAGUACCCAUCCAUCUUCCAAGAACAUCAGCAGGAAAGUACCCUUUGUGUGGAAGUGGCUAGCAAACAAGAGAAAAGUACGGCAGAUACAAAUUUGUGCGUACCACAACCAUGCUCCUUAUUACUCACGAAAUAUGACUUUAACUUGUAGCUAGCCAGCUAGCUACCUACGUAAAAGAUUUGUGUGUACAGGCUGCUUGGCUGCAACAAGAUAAUAAAAAAACAAGGAUUAGCUAGAUUGAUAAAAAGAAAAUGCCAUCAACAUGUUAUUUGGGUCAUGCUAACUGCGUGCUGUCAAAUGUACAUUUGGAUUUUCUGGCACAACACACUGUAAAAGAUUGGAAUAGAAUUGUGCUGAUAUUACAAGUUGAACAAAGUGUCAUUGAUGAAAUUAGUGUCUCUUGUAAAACAUCAUCAGAAAAAGCUUAUGAAGGGUACCAAAAAUGGCAUCAAAAAUUUCCGAAAGAAACGUGUUGUUGUGCUUUGUUUGAAGCAUUAAAGUUUGUGGGAAGAAACGACAUAAUAUCAUUGCUUAAAAAAACAUAUGGCUUCACUGAUCCUUCUCUGAAACAGAAGUGCCAUUAUGAACUAACAUCUGUAUGUUAUUUUGUUGGAAGAGAAGAGGAGGUCCAGGAAGUUAAAGAUUUCUGCAAAACAGAACAAAGAGAUGCACAACUCCUUGUUUUGCUUGGAUUACCAGGUAUUGGCAAGACUGAAAUAAUAAAUGAAGCAUUACAAAGUUUAGAUAGAAAUAAAAUUGUCAGAGUAAACUUUAUUACAAGAGAAAAUAUCAAGUGGUCCUUUGAAAACAUUGCACAAUGUAUUCUGAAAAAAUGGAAGUCAGUAAUUGAUCAUGACAUCACUGGAGAUAUAGAUCUGUUUGAUGUGCUUGGUAGAAAGAAUGAAGGAGUUAUUCUUGUUCUUGAAUUUGCUCAUUUAGAUUUUGACGACUUUGUUUUUCCAAGGUUUUAUAAUGCCAUCAUAAAUCAACUUCUACGAAAUAAAUACAGUGAGUUGAAAAUAAUUACAACUUGCUGCCAGCUACCCAACUAUGUUCAUACAGAACAGGUUUUUGCUAAAGUAAUAUAUGUUCGAGAUUUAAAUAAGGAGGAUUCCAUUAAAUUGAUUAAUGGUAUGAAUCCAGCUCUUAGUUCUCAAACAUGCGAAGAUAUAUUUAACCGUUGUGGAGGAAGUCCAUUCAUGUUAAGAAAAAUUGGUGCUGAAACCAAACAGUUUUGUGGUUCACAGGAAAAAAUCAAGGAAUUUAUUCAUAAAAUUGAAUCUCCUCUAAAACCAGACUACCUUUCCCCACUGAUACGAAGAACUGUGUGGCUAAGUGAUAUGACCAAUGUUUUCGAUGCACUAGAUGUCAAUGAGAAAACCAUUUUGGUGAAGUUGUCUGUUUUUCAUAAAGUAAUUCCUGAAUGGUGUAUAACUGAGAUCUUUAAUGGAAAAGUUGACAUUGAAGAAGUUGAUCAUUUAUGCAACAUCCAUUGCAUUUUGGAUAAAAUUGACAACAACAUUUACCAAAUUAGUGAGCUUUACAAAACUUUCAUUUGGGAGUACACUGCUCAAGAAAAGAACAAAUCUUAUAAAAAAAUCCAAGAAGAGGCAAAAGUUAACGUAACAAAAUAUUUUCUUAACUUUUUGAGCAUGCUUGCAAGUAUGUUUUUCUCAAAGUCUAAUCCCUGUGCUAACUUUAUUGAAUACCACCGAAAAAUAUGUCCUCGUGCCAAUGGUGAUUGCAGAUGCAAUAACUUCUUGAUUUCGAAAGAUAUCUUUAUCAGAUUUAAAUACAUGAUUCUUAAGUCAUUAAAUCGAGGAAUUCAGUGCCAUCCUCAAAUGACCGUGUCUGUUUUGUUAAAAAGUAUUCAAUUUUUAAGGCAUGUUUUACCACAUGAGCAACUAGUUGAAGUAUGUGUUACUGUAAGAAAGGAAGAUCAACAGUUAUCAGCUAGGGAACAAGCAGUUUUGUUGGCUAACAUGGUGUUUAUAAAAAUUUACAAAGGUUGUACAAAUGAACAAGAGGAAUAUAAGAAAAUGCUUGACCUGGCAAUAAAAGAAUUUAGGAAUUAUCAAAAUUAUCAAAAUUCAGCAACUUAUGAAGAAUGCCUGAUUUUGUGCUUACUAAAGCGAGCAUAUAUAAAAGCAGUAUUUUUAUCUGAAAAUGCAGAAGAAGAUUUGGAAGUAGCAUCAGAGAAGAUUAAAAAGCUGAAAAAAGCCCAGAGAAUUAAGUUUAAUUUGAAUGGGGUUACAGCUGAUGUUUUAAGAAGUUGUAAAGAAGAUAAAGAAGCUCUACUGCAUCGUAGAAAACAAGUGACUGAGUUUCUUAAAUACUUGGGUGAUCAUCCACUUACAGCAACUUCUUUGGUGCUGUUAGGAAAGUGUUCUGAAAAGUCAAAAGAUUCACUGCAACAUUAUGAAAAUGCCUUGAAGAUUUACAAGCAACUUGGGAAUUCAGAAAAAGAUACUGCAAAAAUCUACCUUUCUUUAGGCAAAAUAUAUCAAAAACAAAGAGAAAAUAAUGUGGCUUUGCAGUAUUUCGAAUCAGCAAAAGCCAUUGCUAAAGGUCUAUUUAAAAGGCAUAAAGAGAUGAAAAGCUCUUAUCAAUACUCCAGUGGUGUGUUCUUGUUAUCUGUAAUGCAUGCUAUGAAUACCAAGGAUGAUGAUAUCAAAGCUUUGGUUGAAGAAGUCAAAUCAAUACGAAGCACAUUUAAGGAACCAAGGAAGCUUGUUUUAAGUAAAUCUGGAAGCCAUAAAAAAUGUAAUUUGACUGAUGAAUUAAAUAUUUGCAGUAAAUUUUCUGUACUUGAAACCUUUAUAGUAGUAUUCGUCCUAGUUAUUUUUAGUUAUUUUUUCACUAGCUAGGUGAACAUGUUUUUAAACUGUAUGGGUUUAUAAUUUAGUGUUUUAGUUAGAGAAAGGUGAUGCAUCAACCUUAUUACAUGGUGUUAAUGCAAGUGGCUUAGGUCCCAUUGUAAAUGAUGGCUAAAACUACUUUUAUAAGCUUAUUUUUUUAAAACAAUACAAAUGUAUUGUUUGAUACAUGACAACUG
Messenger RNA from Hydractinia symbiolongicarpus, 3579 nucleotides. RefSeq lists its product as uncharacterized. Gene Ontology annotation, molecular function: protein binding. The record is from RefSeq and is a predicted model, not a curated record. Lineage: Eukaryota; Metazoa; Cnidaria; Hydrozoa; Anthoathecata; Hydractiniidae. Bases 776 to 3391 code for a protein of 871 amino acids. Gene Ontology annotation, biological process: signal transduction. The transcript has 4 exons.